CCCUGACAUGUGUUCAAUCCUUUAGUUCAAAUAAAAUACAGCCUGAAAUGGAAGAAUCAAUCUAUGACCAAGACAGGACAAUAAAGACAGGAGAGAAUUCCCGAAGCUUGGAGCAUCAAUCAGAUAAAGAAAGUAAUGGAAUUGGCUGCUGUGGAUUUAUUUUGAUCUUCUUUUCAUUUUUGCUGGUUCUGGUCACUUUUCCAAUCUCAAUAUGGUCAUGCUUGAAGAUUGUUCAGGAAUACGAGAGAGCAGUAGUCUUCCGACUGGGUAGAGUCAGAAAUGGAGCAAAAGGUCCAGGACUUGUCUGGGUCUUGCCUUGUACUGAUGAUUUCUGCAGAAUUGAUUUGAGAACUGUCUCAUUCGCUGUUCCUCCUCAGGAGGUUCUGACAAAAGACUCUGUAACAAUAAUGGUGGAUGCGGUGGUAUUUUACCGGGUUUUUAAUCCGACUGUUGCUAUAGUGAAAGUAGACAAUGCCAAUUUAGCGACUCACAUGCUGGCUCAGACUACACUUAGGAAUAUGCUGGGAACCAAAAGCCUGACAGAAAUUCUAGUAGAACGUGAAGAAAUGGCUGACCAAAUGGGGAAAAUUUUAUAUGACGCUACAAAAGAAUGGGGAAUUCGAGUGGAACGUGUUGAAAUCAAGGAUGUAAAGUUACCAGAUUCAUUACAGAGAGCAAUGGCUGCUGAGGCAGAAGCUGCGCGGGAAGCCAGAGCAAAGGUAGUGGCGGCAGAAGGAGAAAUGAAUGCCUCUCGGGCCUUAACAGAAGCAGCAGUUAUUAUGUCAGAGUCACCUGCAGCACUUCAGCUACGCUACCUACAGACCCUCUCACAUAUUUCAGCAGAGAAAAAUUCUACUAUUGUAUUUCCAAUACCUAUAGAUUUCUUAUCGUCAUUAUCAUCACUAUCUUCUAAGUAAACAACAUUUUACCACAUUCUACAGGUUAACCCUUUUUAAAAACAAAAGAGGAAGGUCUAAAUAAACUAAAUUAUGAUGUUAUUACAAAUCAUAAUUUAAUAAGAAAUUGUAAUCCAAAAAUAAAAUGAAAGGUUAUAGGGC
Bombina bombina (fire-bellied toad) is the source of this 1058-nucleotide messenger RNA. RefSeq names its product stomatin-like. Gene Ontology annotation, cellular component: plasma membrane. Bases 48 to 917 code for a protein of 289 amino acids. The transcript is spliced from 7 exons. Lineage: Eukaryota; Metazoa; Chordata; Amphibia; Anura; Bombinatoridae. The record is from RefSeq and is a predicted model, not a curated record.